AUUACCUGGAACAAAGAAAAGGGAUUGUUAUUGAGUAUUAUAUCUCCUGAGAUGUCAAGAUUUUCAAAUGAAAUGAUGCAAAAAGAUGGUAAUCUGAUAUACCCAUCUCCUCUUUCACCUUUUGAUGUUGGCACUGAUUCAAUAUCGAAUGAUUCUGUACCCUCAUCUUCUUCUUCUUCUUCUUCUUCUUCUGCUUCUUUCAGCCGCAUCAGCCCAAUUCUUCUUCUAGUUAUAGUGAUUCUAGCAGUCAUCUUCUUCGUUUCUGGUUUACUCCAUUUGCUCGUUCGAUUUCUGCUGAAAAGAUCUUCCCCGUCAAUCUACCAUCACUCCAAUCGAUACUCAGAAAGGCCUGGAUCUCACACACUCCAAAGACAGCUCCAGCAGCUCUUUCGCCUUCAUGAUUCAGGCCUCGAUCAAUCCUUCAUCGACGCUUUGCCAGUGUUCUUGUACAGAGAUAUUAUGGAUUUGAAAGAGCCGUUCGAUUGCGCCGUUUGUCUCAAUGAGUUUUCAUAUCACGACAGGCUGAGAUCGCUUCCCAUCUGCAGCCAUGCUUUUCAUAUCAAUUGCAUAGAUACAUGGCUGCUAUCGAACUCCACUUGCCCUCUCUGCAGAGCCUCUCUUUUGAGCUCUAAUUUUCCUCUCGAAAACCCUAAUUUGGACGAGAUUUUAGGGCGCGGAAAUAGUUCUCACAGGCAACCAGAAAAUCCUAUUCCUGGAAAUCAUCAGAAACGAGUAACAACAACAAUCGAUGAAUCUUCGAGGGAAAUGAGAGUUUUCUCAGUGAGACUCGGCAAAUUCAAAAAAAUAAACAGCGAAGAAGAACAAGAACACGAAGAACAAAUAGAAGAGGAAGGAGAAAGCAGCAACCAAAAUCACCUAAACGCGAGAAGAUGUUAUUCAAUGGGGACUUACCAAUACGUCGUUGGAGAUUCAGAUUUACAGGUGAUGAAGGAGAAAUUAAAGCCUGCAAUCUUCCAGGGAAACGGAGAGGUUGAAGGUAAGAAAAUCAGUGGGAGAAGUAACGGGGAAAGUUUCUCGGUGUCGAAGAUUUGGCAAUGGUCGAAGAAGAGUGGAUUGCCGAUUCCGAGCAGCUCGAACAAUCAAUGGAGGCCGGAAUUUGUCUGAAAUCUUCUUGAGUUUGAUCGAUAUCAAUAGAACGUGGAUUCUAUCAGAGAAAUGAGAUCAAAAUGAUUUGUUUCUUCGAUAUUGAUUGGAACUUGAUUUUCUGAGAGAGUGAACGUUUCCAAAUUUGAAGCUUCAAAGUGUAAUUCAAAAUGAUCGUCUCUCAGACCGCCAUGUGUGGAAACCUUCGCGAUCAUGAUCAAGAACACAGCAGAACAUGAAGAAGAUGGAGUAUAAUUACUGGAAAUUUAUAAGAGGCGAUUGUAACAACUCAAGUCCGCUAGUAGAAAUCUAUUUCUACGGGUUACUUAUGGUUGUCAGAUAUCCACAGUUUCUACUAGUUAUUUAUAGUUGUCAUCGGUUUUAAUAGGGAUUCUAUGUUUGGUGGGCUGUCGUAACAACUCAAGUCCACUAGCAGAUAUCCACAGUUUCUACUGGUUACUUAUAGUUGUCACCCGUUUAAAUAGGGAUUCUAUGUCUUGUGGGUUGUUGUAACAACUCAAGUCUACUAGUAGAUAUCCACAAUUUCUACUGGUUACUUAUGGUUGUUACCCGUUUAAAUAGGGAUUCUAUGUCUGGCAGGCUGUUGUAACAACUCAAGUCUACUAGUAGAUAUCCACAAUUUCUAUGGGUUACUUAUGGUU
Molecule: messenger RNA, 1766 nt
Organism: Cucurbita pepo subsp. pepo (vegetable marrow)
Lineage: Eukaryota; Viridiplantae; Streptophyta; Magnoliopsida; Cucurbitales; Cucurbitaceae
Source: RefSeq, a predicted model, not a curated record